Molecule: messenger RNA, 2237 nt
Organism: Sinocyclocheilus anshuiensis
Lineage: Eukaryota; Metazoa; Chordata; Actinopteri; Cypriniformes; Cyprinidae
Product: meprin A subunit beta-like
Exons: 16
Coding region: 86-2044 (652 amino acids)
Biological process (GO): proteolysis
Cellular component (GO): membrane
Molecular function (GO): protein binding; metalloendopeptidase activity; zinc ion binding
Source: RefSeq, a predicted model, not a curated record
GUGACAACUUGACACUUUCUUGUCAAACUGGGUGACUGGGAGGCAGUUUUAUGUUCAGCUGCAUUAGUGACUGAAAACUGUGAAGAUGCGAUUAUGCACAUUUCUGGCUUUGGCUUUGGCUUUUUGCCCAGCAUCAUCUAUGCCUCCACCAGAUACGUCUGACAUUAAUGAGGAUCGGAAGGAUAUUCCAGAUAUAAACAAAGGUUUAAAUCUCAGAGAAGGAGACAUCAUGGUGCCUAAUCAAAGGAGCGCCAUUCUUGGGAAUCAGUACCGGUGGAAUAUUCCCAUCCCCUAUGAGCUGAGUGUGAAUCUCAGUAUGAACUAUAAAGGAGUCAUUUUGAGAGCCUUUGAGCAGUUCAGACUGAAAUCAUGUAUUGAGUUUAAGCCCAGAACAGCAGAAGACAUUUCUUACAUCUCUGUGGAGAGUCGUGACGGGUGUUGGUCAUAUAUCGGUCACAGAGUUGCAGGAGCUCAGACUCUUUCCAUUGGAGAUAGUUGUGGAAUAAAAGCAUUUAUUGAGCAUUUGUUUCUCCAUGCACUGGGAUUUUUGCAUGAGCACACAAGAUAUGACAGAGAUGAUUAUGUGACCAUCAACUUCAAAAACAUCAUUACAGGGUAUGAGAGCAAUUUCAAUAAAUACAGUGAGAAUCUGACCACCACCCAAGACACCCCAUACGACUACUACUCUGUGAUGCAUUAUGAUAAAGAUGCCUUAAGCAACGGUAAUGGAUCCACAAUCAUUACUAAGCGUCCUGAGUUCCAAAAUGUGAUUGGUCAACUCCUGGACAUGAGUGAAUAUGAUGUGAUUGAACUCAACAAACUCUAUAAAUGCAAUUCGUCCAUCUCUUUCCUUGAUCACUGUAGUUUUGAUAAUGAAUCUGUUCAUGAUGGAUCUGUUCAGAUGAGCGUCUGUUCUGCUGCUGAUUAUGGCUGGCAGAGAGUGAAGUCAGUGAGUGGCAUCAGUGUGACUGACCACACAUACUUGGGCAAAGAACAAAAGGGUGUGUCUUUCUUCAUGCACUUCAGCACUAAGGGUAGAAAUGAGGGGGACGCAGCCAGAAUGGAGAGCAAGAAAAUGACCCCCAAAAGAGACUGCAAAGUCCAGUGCCUGCAGUUCUACUACUAUCACAGUGGUAAUGAGUCUGACCAGCUCAACAUCUGGAUCCGAGAAUACCAGAAUGAAGCAGAUAACAGAGGAACUCUCAGACUUAUGGAUCAGAUCACAGAACCCCCUGGCAAUUACUGGAAGCUGCAUCAUGUGCCACUGAAUGCAAAUAAAACCUUCCAAGUUGUAUUUGAAGCCCGUAAAGGAGCUGGAAACUCCAGUGGAGGAUUUUCACUGGAUGAUAUCAAUAUUUCAGAGACUGAGUGUCCCCACACAUGGCAGAUAAGAAACUUUGAGAAGGUUUUGAAGUACAGUCUGCCUGGCACUUGGAUGGACAGUCCGUUUUAUUACUCCAGUGAGGGUUAUCGCUUUCAGGCUCUCUUAAUAGUGUAUCAGAAUUACCUUUCAAUAUAUGUUGGUCUGGUAUCCGGUGCAUAUGAUGACCAGUUGAAGUGGCCUUGUCCAUGGAGACAAAUAACCUUCCAGAUGCUUGACCAGAAUCCACACAUUCAGAAGCGCAUGUCCUCUGAGAAAAGCUUCACGACUGACCCUACUUUGGCUUCUUCCUAUGACAGUAAUUACUGGGACAAUCCUCGAAAUAAUGGAACUCGAGUUGUCAUUGGCAAUGAGACCGUAUAUUUGGGUAUUUUUUGGGGCUAUGAAUAUGCCAUAAUGAAAGAAGAUCUCACUAAAAGAGAGUUUAUCAAGGGUGGUGACAUCAUAUUUCUCUUCACCAUGCAAGAUAUCUCAGGGCUCCGUCAGAAGAACUCUCUACCCUGCCCUAAAGUGACAGUGAAGAACUUCAAGAUUUCAUCUGAUGCAGCUGUCAAGCAGGGACCGUGUGCUACAAGUGAUUGUCUGGGCAUAUUUUGCACUUCCAGUACUUCCUCUCUGAUCCUAUUGGUGGUUUGCUUCCGUUUGCUGGUAAAUGAAUCCUGAGAGUUUCCCAGCUCCAUGUCUGACUACAUGAAUUCAAUUUAAAAGCAACUGCAUCUGUCUUCAGCCUUCUGGUAUAUCAUACUGUUAAACCUAUAUUUGAAUCGAAUUAGAUGCUUACACAGAAUACAUGGUUAUCUGUAAUGAAGCAAAACAUGUAAAUUUUAGUCUACUGAUUUCCAUGAUAAACUCUAUU